CUGUCCCAACAGCGAUGUAGCCAUUGGAACAUCGCUGUUCUGGUCAAAUUUUUCAAAAAAAAAAAUACCGUUGGCAACUGCAUUAAAAGCUCCAACAGCUAUUUUUUCAAAAUUUUGAACGUUGGUCACCCUUUCUCCUAUAUAUUUGGACCCUCUCUUCUCACUUUUACACACACAAACACAAUUCUCUUCAAUAUCUUUGCUUUUUCCAUCAUCCCUACUCUCCUCUUUUGUAACUUUUUUUUCAUCAUGGGCAAGGGCAAGAGCAGGGCUGCCACCUCCGGGAAAUCAAAGUCCAAAUCCUGGGCGCCUACGUCAUCCUCCGAGGAGCGCCUCUACUACGGAGACGGGUCAUACCUUUGGUUUGACUCCGAGGAGGAACGCACCCGUUUCCUCACUUUCUUCUCCAAACGGGUUGUGGCUCCCCCACGGAUCAUCCCGGAGUGCUACCCGGAGCUGCAGGGCUACGACGACCUUGACGCACAGCUUCAUCAAGCCGGCCUUUGGCCGUUCGUCUCCCGGGCUCGAAAGGAGAUCAACCCGGCGCUAAUCCGGGCCUUCUACUCCAACAUCCGGUGUGAGGACGACGAGCUCUACUCGCUUGUCAAGAGCACGCCGAUUGAGCUCACCGUGGAGCAGCUUGGGCGCAUCGCCGGCCUCCCCAUCCCAGGCGACGAUGUGUCUCACUAUGGCGGAGAGGACUGGGUGCUCAACAACGAGGGCCUUAUCCUCAACGAGCUUGGCAUCACCGAGCUCAUUCGCCAUGCCUCGGGCCGCCCCACCAUCCACUCCGCUAACCCCGAAAGCCGCCUCGUCCUCUACAUCGUCUCCCGAAUCAUCAAACCUCGGAAGCACGACCACACAAUCAUGUCCGGAGAGGACCUCAAGCUAGUCCACGCGAUCAUGCACUCGGCCCCAAUCAAUUGGGCGAAGUUUGUCAUGAUCAACAUGACGAUCGCCGCGUCCACCGACCACGAUCACCUCCUCCGGUACCCGUUUUUGGUGAUGGACAUCCUUGAACGGUUCAAGGUAACCACCACCACGAAGCUUUGGACCAUCAGCAACCAAACCUUCACCAAGCGGUCGGACAACGCCGCGGCUGCCAUUGUCGAGCCACGCCGCACUGCCCCUGCCGCUGGCCCAGCCGAACCCCAGGCCCGGGCCAACCUCGCCUCCAUCGCCGACUCCCUCAACCGGCUCCACCUCAAAGUUGACGGGAUGGGAGGCUACCUUGAACGGCUCGACGUAGCUGUUCAACGCCAAGGGUACGCCAUGAACGCGUACUUCCAAGGCAUCAACUACGUCCCCCCACCGUACCACGACACGUUCCUUGGGCAAGUGUACGGUGAUGAAGACGAAGCCGAUGACUCCUACGCCUCGUCAAGCUCCCCGGAUGAAGACGAGUUCGACGAUGCCAUCGAUGGGGAUGAGAUGGACGACGACGAUGCCUUCUUGCCGUUGAGGAAGAUUGUCCACGUGUAUCUUGAGUAAUCAUCAACUACCACCAGGACAUAUUUCUUUCCACUUAGACUUAUUGGUGUAACGGGGCCAAAUAAGUCCAUGUGAAUAAGACUUAAUAUCCUUG
Messenger RNA from Cuscuta campestris, 1585 nucleotides. NCBI's taxonomy places the organism in Eukaryota, Viridiplantae, Streptophyta, Magnoliopsida, Solanales, Convolvulaceae. The record is from the annotation of a GenBank genome assembly.